GUUGAGGCCAUAGAAAUGGGUAUAAUACAACUAGUCCUAACUCUGUGUAUUUCGUCAAUGGGAGCCAUUGAAUGCCUCGAUGUAUCCUCGAAAAUUGCUUUCGAACCGGAGAAACGAAGUUUGAGUUUAACUUCAUACGCGUCAAAGCCAGAUCUUAUUGAAUUCGUGGAUUUAAGUUCAGGGCCUGAACCACCGAGUGCUUCCCAACAGUUUAACUUGCUCCCUCAAAUGAGUGAUAUACGGCAACCACACAACUUCGAUAAACCCAGAAGUUCUGAUGGUGAUUCGACAUCUGAUGACACACCCUCCAAAUGUAUUCAUCUGGAUAAUACCUCUCCUGCUAAAAGACCAGCAAAGAGUUGUCAGAAUGGUUUAUGUGAUUUCUCAACAAGCACCGUAAGGGAUUCCGAAGGAAACUUGAUAACUACGAUAAAGUUUUCCAUUAUUACAAAGACGCGGGAUAUCAAGGUCGAAGAUAUCCCAGUUAUUGACGGCGUUCGUGGCAUUUAUCCGGAGCGGGCGCCUCCGUUGAAUUUUCCCGAUCGCUCGGAUUUUUCCAGGAACAUACCUCAGAUUUACAAGCAAAUUCCGAGUAAUUUUGCCCCAUCAUUCGGGCCCCCUAAAAACCACUUCGUCAGACCACAAACAGAUCCGUAUUAUUCGACUAGUUUUGCACGUGGUAUCUAUGUACCCCGCGGGCAAAAUUCCGGGAUGACUGGCAGAGAUUUAAUAGACGAUAAAAUCCAACCACCAUUCAGCAAAACUACGUCCAACGUUGACGCUCAAAGGAGAUAAGGCUUUAUCUCUUUUGGAUGAUUUGGCUUUAGGACACAAAGUAGCUGUGGAGGAAGGUGAUCGGAGGUGAUUCAUGAGUUGGCCAAAUCGGAAGCCAAACAUUUAUUUUUAGGCAUGAAAAAUUGCAUCGAUCCACUCAUUCACAUGCAGCUCCAAUGAAGUUUACAAACGUAAAAGAGAAAAGUUUCAAGUUUGCAGGGCCUAAUUACAAACAGAUAUAGGCCAGAUCAUAAUAUAGAAUUAAAAUUAUUUUAUUACCUAUAAAAUCAGUAUAGUUACAACUUUACAUUAUAGUUACAACUAUAUUGUAAAAUGUUUUAAUUGUUACUAAAUUAAUCAUC
This is a messenger RNA of Diachasma alloeum, 1136 nucleotides long. RefSeq lists its product as uncharacterized. The record is from RefSeq and is a predicted model, not a curated record. NCBI's taxonomy places the organism in Eukaryota, Metazoa, Arthropoda, Insecta, Hymenoptera, Braconidae. Bases 16 to 795 code for a protein of 259 amino acids. The transcript has 3 exons.